AUGGAAGUACCGGUGAAUGUAGCGGCAGGCGGCCGUGUCUGGCAACAUGGGACUGCCAACAGAGUCAGAAUUUCGGUGCAAAAGUUGCGUGAAGUUACUUCCCCGUCCGGUGCUGAAGAGCCAGUUUACAUUCCACCCGCUCUGCCAGUGAAUAAACCGUGGGGCAACAAAAACACAUCCGAUGGAAAUGUGUCAGGAGGAACAUCAGAUGAAUAUGACCUUCGAACAAAAUCAAGUGGUCAGCAAACUCAAAGAGAAAGCAACUAUACAUUACAAAAAUGGCAGCAUUCAAAUUCAAAUCGCGAGCAAGUAACUGCAGGACAUGUUCCAACAGAGCCAGGAGAUGGCAGCAGACACGAAGGAAACGAUGUUUUGAUUUCCCAGUAUACCAAAGGACAGAAAGAAGCAAAGAAAGCUAUUGUCAAGAGUAAGAUGCAGAAAGGUCCAAUAGAGAAGAAGGUCAAAGUACAGCUACUGCACAAACCUUCUGUCACAGACUUGGAUUCUUUUACACGUGAUGAAAAAGAGAUCCAUCAUCAUUUCAAUUCUGUCACAACUACAGCAGCUGCCACUGCAGCAGCCAUUGUUGGCACUGCACCUCUCCUUAAGGCGCAGAGUGAUCUUGAUGCUAAGCUUUCUACUGUGGUUGAUUUGGGGAUUAAACUCCAGGAAAUGGAUCAGCAGAUGAAGCAGGUUGUAGAGCGUCAAGCAAAGGCUCGGGCUCAGGAUUCAGGCUCCAAGGAACAGCAAGAAAGAAUCAGAGAGCUGGAGACGCAGUUGAAUACGUUCUUGAAUCAACGACUUUGCCAUUUGGAGAAAUUUCAAGAACAGCAACUUGAACUUCAGUCGCGAAUAUUGACUUCAGCGUUCACAAUGGGCAACACCCAUCCUGUUGAUGCAGCUCCAACACAUUCUGACAAUAUGACACUGAGUUCAGCAGCACAUUGUAGUCAGUCUCUGAAUCAAGGCCUCCAGCAGUUGCCAAGCAACAACAUCCAUUACGUUUCUCAUGGAGAUGUGCCAUCUGACUCCUCUGCAACACUACUGGCUUGUCGAAGUCAUCCUGUAAAUAAUGGAUUUGACAUGGGAGGUUCUCUGCAGACUCCUGCUCCUCGUCAGUUCGCCCCUGUGCCAAUGUCUAAGGAUGUUCAAGUUCAGCAAAAGAAGGCAAAGUCUGCCAUUCAGAAGGCCAAAGUGGAUGCAGUGAUUUCUUUAGGUAGACAAGGUAUGGCAAAGAAAAUAGUAACAGUUGCUGCUGAGUAAGUUAUGAAAGUAGGUUUCAUUUGAUGCCACCCAAUACUGUUUGAUACCUCUUGAUACGUCAAGGGAUUAUACCUUUGGCUAACAUCAGCAUUGUCAGAGGGGCAGAAUGGUGGUGCUUGGGACUGACUGCAUUGCAGUAAAUACAAAGCACUGAACUUUUCAAUCUUGCAAAAUAACAGUUAAUAUUCUACCAUUUGUCAUAGGAAAUAACACUUCAGCUCUACACUUACACAUUGUCAGGAUUCCAUUUCUGUUGAAAGUACAGUUGAUUAGUCUGGAACAAAUUCAGUUCAGUUCAAUUCUGGAUUGUAGUCAAACACUGAGCUGAAACUAUGAGCAUGGUGAAAUCUUUGAGUAUUUUUGGGAAACCUAUAUAACUGUAAGAUGGAGAGGAGGAAUUUUAGCUUUGAAUUGUAGUGUAAUAUCCAGGACAAACAAUAUUGUUCAAAGGUUUGGGAACUUGCAUGUUUUAUUUUUAUUCCUCAUAUGUGCUUUGCAUUAUCUGUACACGUUACGGUGAAUUAUAUACCUUCUGUUCUUUUGUUGAUUUUUUAAAAAGUUAAGGUAGUGAAGUUUUAACAAUUUCUUUUCAUGAGUGAAUAUUUAAGAAUAAAACCAGAGCAUAGAGAGAUCCAGUUAGUUCUCUUUUAACUGUACAUUUUUCUUUCUCAAGUAUAGUUUCCCUUUGAAGAUGACUCGAGUCUGAUUCCUCAAUUACAUUCUGUAUUAGAACAAUCUAAUACAUCUUUUUAAAAGAAAAUUCUCUAGUUCUUUUGUUUAUAUGUAAGUGGCAGAUUGAGUCUUAUGCUGCUAGCUCUGGUAACAAAUUCUGAAAGAGUUAAAGAUGUCUGGUUUGCAGCCAGCUGAAUUUUACUGUCAAAAUAUAAACAACUUAGAGACCCUAGCAUUGUUUGUGGUGAAUUAAUGUAAACACUCAAAUCAGUGCUGUUGUUUCUAGAUUAUUGAAUAUUAGUUAAUUGGUAACCAUAUUUAUUAAGUUUUGUGAAAUCUGUACAACUGUCAAAGAAUUUAAAUGCCUUGCCUCUGUUUUUCUGUGAAAACUAUGAAGCAUACAGCUUGAUUAUGGAUAUCCCUUUACGUAUAAUUGGGGGUAGCAAUUUUAAUGAAGAGGGAUGUAAAGGAAGCUGAAAGAGAUGGCAAGAUUUGGAAAAUUUUCUGCGAUUAAAGAAUUACCACGUAACUUGUCGGAACUGAAAAAUAAAUAAAAAUGUAUUGUAUGUCACCUACUGUUUACAUAAUGUCAGAUGACUUCCUGUAAAGCAGACAAGCAGAGUUUUUUUU
Messenger RNA from Rhincodon typus (whale shark), 2565 nucleotides. Its product is annotated as protein TALPID3-like. The record is from RefSeq and is a predicted model, not a curated record. The transcript is spliced from 8 exons. Bases 1 to 1263 code for a protein of 420 amino acids. Lineage: Eukaryota; Metazoa; Chordata; Chondrichthyes; Orectolobiformes; Rhincodontidae. Gene Ontology annotation, biological process: smoothened signaling pathway. Gene Ontology annotation, cellular component: centriole; ciliary basal body.